AUGUUCUGGAACUAUCUUCUUCUAUACGAAAAAGUAGACUUGAGCAAACUCCAACCCAUGAUUCUCAAGAGAAAUGAGAAACGUUCCCAACUUUACCCUGUUCGUGCCAUGGUUCCUGUUGCCAAUGAGGUCUUACUUGCUAGGAAUGUUCUCACCCAUGGUGUUCCCACUCUUUUCAAUUCAUUUAUUCUCAUGGCUUGCAAAGCAACAGUUGAAGGACAAGAAAUGUGGAACUUGGUCGGAGUGGUUGUUGGUCCACAAAACCGGGAGCCAACUGAGGAGAAAACCGGGGGCCAACUGAUGAGGAGGCAAAAACAGUUGCAGAGCAGCAGUUGA
Molecule: messenger RNA, 336 nt
Organism: Vicia faba (fava bean)
Lineage: Eukaryota; Viridiplantae; Streptophyta; Magnoliopsida; Fabales; Fabaceae
Source: the annotation of a GenBank genome assembly